AUGGCGCAGAUUCCAACUCCGCCUGCUUCCCGCCAGAGCUCUGAAGCUCCUCUGGAUGCCCAGCAGAAGCCUCUACUGGCCAAUCCCUCCGCGAAAUCGCUGCUCCCGCUGGACUCUCUUCUUGAGCAAUACCUCUAUCUUCUUGAUCGCCAUCAGGAAUUGCUGACGGGGUUAGGGAAGCGUUUUUCAUCUGGGUUUUUUUCUCUCGCCCAUGCCAACUACACUUGCCCUCCCGGCCGACGAUAUGGCGCCGAUUACUACGAUGAACGUAUGAAAGCAAACCGAAAGAUAUCAGUCCAACCUUUGCGGUCUGAGGGUCAUCACCUCACUGAAGCUGAAGGCGGAUCGGAGGGGAGCUUUUCCUUCAGAAUCGAGUGUACAUCAUGCAGACCAUCCGAGGAACGGGCUGCCGGUGAGAGUAUGGAAUCCAGGUCGAGUCAGAAGGACUCGAAGCGAGACCAAGAGACUGCUUCAGAAGAAGAGACAACCACAACCAAAGACGCGCCCUCUCAGGCCGACAAACACUCUGAAAUAGGAUCCGCCGCGCGUCCGACGUCCGAGUCUUCUAAGAGGCGGUUUCGCUCUUCCGACCCGAUCAGCUGGUACGGUAUUCUCGUUCCUCAAUCUUUGCGCGGGGCGCAAACGUCCUUUACGGAGGCCGUAGAGGGUAUCUUGCCAGAGCUGGCGGGUGUAAUAGUUGAGAUGCGCAAUGUCGAGAAUAAGAUCGACCGACUACGAGGUGAAUUGCGAGAGAGUGAGAUACGUAAUUCCUAA
Messenger RNA from Monascus purpureus, 774 nucleotides. The record is from the annotation of a GenBank genome assembly. NCBI's taxonomy places the organism in Eukaryota, Fungi, Ascomycota, Eurotiomycetes, Eurotiales, Aspergillaceae.